Molecule: messenger RNA, 3230 nt
Organism: Arachis stenosperma
Lineage: Eukaryota; Viridiplantae; Streptophyta; Magnoliopsida; Fabales; Fabaceae
Exons: 17
Coding region: 167-2794 (875 amino acids)
Biological process (GO): RNA polymerase III preinitiation complex assembly
Cellular component (GO): transcription factor TFIIIB complex
Molecular function (GO): TFIIIC-class transcription factor complex binding
Source: RefSeq, a predicted model, not a curated record
UUACAGUCUCGGCAAAUCAAUUGGGCUAGCCCUGGCCCAAUUAGAAGUGGGCCAGCCCACCUCCUCCACGCACGAAUUACAUACAACAGCUUUUUCCGGAGGAACAAGAGUUGAGAAUUUUCAGUUUCUCCCUCCAUUCUUCGCGGGUGAAAUAGGUCAACGCCGCAUGGAUCCUUACGAUGAUAUUCUCCCAACGGCUCCUGCUGGGCGCGGUCGUGCUGGGGCAAAGUUUGCCCCGAAGGUCAAACCGAAACCGGUGCCUCGGAAGGAAAUUUCUGCUGAAAAACAUGAAAUCUCGUCUAAAGAUGGAGAGGGAGAACGUGUUGCUUCAUCCAUCAUCACCAGCAGUAAGGACAUAGAUACUGUUCCCCAGAGUAAAUGCCAUGCUGCUGUUGCUUCCACUUUGAGUGUGCGACCUCAACAUUCUGCAGGUUCAAAUUUAGAGGAUGCCACAAAAUCUCAAAUGGCAAAUCCUCAGCAAGUUGGUGUAAAUGUAGAUACUGCAGCCUUAGUGGAUGCUCAACCUUCCACAGCUGCAUCGACUGAAGUUGAGUCAGCUCGUGAGGAAGAUCCUGUAGCUUUGGAAGGGAGCCGACAUUCUAAUUUUGUUCCUGAGACCAAUCUCAGUAAUGACUCAACACAUCCAGUUCAAACUGCUGAUUCUGUAGAGAAGCUAUCAAAUAAUGUAGCUAUUCUAUCUACAAUAUGCUCAACCGGAGGUAGUAUGGGAGAUCCCGCUCAAAAUGAAAAAGAGCCAGUUCUUGAUAGCAACGACUGCUUGGGACUUAGUGAUGAUUUGAUGCAAGUUGGCCCGGAUGUGGGCUUUGAAAAUGCUUCAGAUAAUGAUGCUGCAAUACUUGAGAGCAACAUUCAAUCGAACCUUAUCUUUGGAAGAGAACGAGAGGCAGAGUCUGAGAAAUUUGAAUUGGAUCCUUUUAGUGAAGUCCUCCCUGAUCCUGGCACUAGGACUGCUCGUAAGUUUCAACCCAAGAUUAAGCCACGACCUAGAGUAGGCGCAAAACCUGCUGUUGCUUCUGCUUCAUCUAAUGAUAUGAUGGCAAGGUCUGUUGAGUUGCCUACAUUUUGCAUGAAUGAAGUUCAAUCUUUUCAGUCUAGUGAUGAUGGCAUUAGUAUGUUAAAUCAACCAAGCAAUUCACCUGUACCCACAUUAGAGAUUCCUAUGGCAACUGAUUUAUCAAGUAAGUUUGAUUAUGUGGACUCAAGUAUUCCAUUCUCUAAAGACAACAAUAAUUUGGCAGCAGUCAGUGCUUCCCAACUGGAUUCUCUCGAUGCUGUGUUUUCUGAUGUUGCAGUUCAUAAUGGAACUAGGGAUUUGCCUUCUAGUGUUGGUAAAUCAGCUGCAGAGAGUGCAGACAUUUUUGCUGGGUUGGAAUCCAUUGAUGACUUUACCACCCAAGCUGCCACUACUACAGGAAAACCAAUUCUUCAAUCGGAAACAGAGGAAGCUGUGAACUUGAGUCCUGGCUGCCCAGUUGAUAAUGUCUCAGAUUAUCAGUCCAAGAAAACUGACAAAGAUCCAGCUUCUGAAAUCCCGGUGGAUGAAGAACUGACAAAUUCUCCAAAUAGUCCCACAUUGGCUGAUCUUAUGCAGGAUGCUAAUGGAAGAAAAAAGGAAGACGCAGUGUGGAGUUCUCUUAGGAAGCGCAAAAAAUCUGGUGCUAAUGAGGAGGAUAAAGGUGUUAAAACUUCAAGGCAGCGGAGGAAGCAAGCAACUCAUAAACCUGUUAGCAACUCGGUGAAUGAGGAUGAUGAUGAUGAUGACGACCUUGACCCUCCCUAUAAUCCGUAUAGAGAUGAACCUGAAGAGAAUGAUGAAGAAUUUGAAGUGGAUGACUCCUCCAAGAAGAAGGCAUCAUUGAAUUCAACAAAGAAAUCAGUGGCUAAAAAUGGAAAAACAUCUCAAAAACAUAAGAAGGCUAAUGAAGAUUUAGAAAAUGGCAAAAAAGAACCUCCUAAAAAGUUCUCUCAUUCAAGCAGACAAAAAAGAAGAUGUGUGAACCAAGCACUGCUGGAAAUUCCUGAGGAUGAACUUGAUAUGCAUACAUUGUCUCUCAAGGAUAUCAUUUUACUUGCAGAACACAGGGAGCGGCUGGCAAAAAAGGAGGCAGCAACUUCAAAGACAUCUGCCAAUCAAAGUGGUGGAGAUUCCCAACAUGAGGCCGAGGCUGGAGCUAAUAGUGAAGAGGAGUAUUUAGGUUCAGAAGAUGAUAGAGAAGCAGGUGACGAUGAAGCCAGUGAGAGUGUUCCGUUGGCUUCCUCUUUAUUCAACUACCAAUCCUUCAUGGAAAAGACUCCUAGGGGAAAAUGGACAAAACAUGAUAAUGAACUGUUCUAUGAGGCAGUUAGGCAGUUUGGCACAGAUUUUUCUAUGAUACAACAGCUUUUUCCUGAUCGAACACGUCACCAAAUUAAGUUGAAGUACAAGAAGGAAGAGCGACAGCAUCCUCUACGGUUAGCUGAUGCUGUAAAUAAUCGUUCAAAAGAUAAUUUUCAUUUUAAGAUGUUGAUUGAGAGACUGCAGCAAGCUUCAGCCAAGGAAGAUCAAGACCGUGGUAAAGAUGCAUCAGGUUCGAUGGCAGCAGAGGAGGUUGAGAAUUCGGCACCUGGAACUAAUGAGGAUGUUGGAACAACUGAACAGGAGGAGUUUGCAACAACUGAGCAGGAGGCAAAUGUCGAAGAUCAACAAGAUUCUAAGUCAGUUCCUAGUCCAGAACAAUUUGACAAUAGUGAUGAUGAAUUAGCAAUAUGGGCUCAAUAUAAAAGUGAAAUUUAGUGAAUGAUUUUACCCUCUUUUUCUCGAUUGAAGUGAAAUUCUGAUUAAUUUGCAAAAUCACUAUCGCGAUUUUUUAUUUUGUAGUCGAGGCUACUUUAAGAUUUGCGCUAGCGGAUAUCUUAAUAACACCUUGUAAACACUUAAAAAAUUAUUAACUGGUAAGUUUUCAUAAAGGAAAAGUCUAUAAAUUUUAAGAUGAGCACUUCUUUUAUAUUUUUUUUCUUCUCUCGUCUUCUAAAAGCAACCCCUUGUAUGACGGGCGUCGGGCAAAUAAGUUUGAAGAUAAUACGUUGCAUAGUAAAGAAGGGCAUGAACUAUAGAAAAUAUGGAUCUUACUUCCCAAUAAGUUUGAUCUUACUCCCCCGCGGGUAUUGAGAGAACAGAUGGGUUAUACAUCCAUAUAAUUUUCCAUCCAAAUCCAUCAAAGCUGGUUAAA